CUCAUCUCACUUGUUGUGCUUCUUGUACUGGGAGCACUCUUUGUUAUCCCAAGAUCCAAAAACAAAGGUGAAGGAAAGGAUGCACGUUCAGCCGGAAAUGGAACGACAUCUACGAGCUAUUCAAAGAAAGAGGUGUCAACACACAACACAAGGAAGGAUUGUUGGAUCAUAAUCAAGGACAAGGUUUACGAUGUAACUCCAUACGUGGAGGAACAUCCAGGUGGUGAUGCCAUUCUAAACAAUGCUGGUGGCGAUUCGACAGAGGGAUUUUUCGGCCCGCAGCAUGGCACACGAGUCUUCGACAUCAUCGAGGAUUUCUGCAUCGGCAAAUUGGAAGACUGAUGAUGGGGAGGAGAGGCCGUAAAAGCUCCCAAGUGUGAACCCAUGCGCUCGUCUGCAAUUUUCUGAAGAUGACGACGACGAACGGAACCGUUUCCUAAUCGUGAUCAUGACAGCUCCAGGGCCCCCAGCUGUGUGGUUCUGGUUUCAUGUUUGACCUCCUGCUUAUUCAUACUAGUAGCAGUGUGUGACCCGACCAUGGACUAUUUCUGUGUCCUGAAUGUUUUCCGAGAUUUAUCUCUUCAUUUGAGAAGAUACGAUUUCUUAUACUUAUUUAUGGAACUUUCUCAGGGCAGACAAGGAACCGGGCCAACUUUUCAUAUUGAUUCCUUGCAUGACAGUGAGAGGCUUUACUCCAUUCAAAGAAAGCUUUUGCUCAGUCAA
Molecule: messenger RNA, 723 nt
Organism: Triticum aestivum (bread wheat)
Lineage: Eukaryota; Viridiplantae; Streptophyta; Magnoliopsida; Poales; Poaceae
Product: cytochrome B5-like protein
Cellular component (GO): intracellular membrane-bounded organelle; membrane
Molecular function (GO): heme binding
Source: RefSeq, a predicted model, not a curated record